CGCUUUGCAAUAACUCCUCUCCUUCCACAACCUCUCCACCUGUUCGCUCUUCUUCCUCUUCCUCCCUCCUAACUUUUCUUCCUCCUCUUUCUUCUCUGCAACUCUUCUUCCCUUCCAUGGCUUCUGUCAAAACAUUCUCACACUUUCCAUCUUUAUACUCUUAAACAUCGAUCUUCUCUCUACCCUUAAGAAAGCCAUCAUCUUUCUUAUCUUUCUUCAACCGUUUAGACGCAGGAGACUGAUAGGAUAGAUCCAGAAAGCCACUUUCUUGUAGAUCUCAGCCCACCAAUUUUUUUUUAUCUUUUCCUCGUCUCUCUUCUUCCUAUGAAUACUCUUUCUGUCUAAGCUGGCUUAGACAGAGAAGAAGAAGAAGAAGAGGUAGUGGCAGAAGGAGAAGGAAAAAGUUAGGGUUUGGUGAAGCUAAAAUAUGCCCGCCGGCAUCAUGAUUCCGGCGAGACACAUGUCAUCAUUGGUCGGCAGGAACUCCGGAAUGAGCUUCGGCAACUCCUCGGCAUUGACUCUCGGGCAGAUGCAGACCAACUUGUUGGAAACCCAGCAGCUCCCACUCCAACACCAGCUCAUAGAGAUGCAGACUCCGCCGACGACGACGGCGGAAAGCGAGCUAAUAAGAGCUCGAGAAGAUGAUUUUGAGAGCAAAUCCGGUAGUGAGAACAUCGAAGGUGCCUCCGGCGAUGAGCAAGAUCCGAACCAGCGGCCGAGAAAGAAGCGGUAUCAUCGGCACACACAGCAUCAGAUUCAGGAGAUGGAAACUUUCUUCAAAGAUUGCCCUCAUCCAGAUGACAAGCAAAGGAAGGAACUGAGCAGGGAGCUAGGGUUAGAGCCUUUACAAGUCAAGUUUUGGUUUCAGAACAAGCGCACACAAAUGAAGACCCAGCAUGAGAGGCAAGAGAAUGGACAAUUGAGAGCUGAUAAUGAGAGGCUUCGCUCGGAGAAUCUUCGAUACAAAGAGGCUCUUAGCAAUGCCUCGUGCCCAACCUGCGGUGGCCCAGCCACCCUCGGUGAGAUGUCCUUUGAUGAACAUCACCUGAGAAUUGAGAAUGCCAGGCUAAGAGAGGAGAUUGACAAGAUAUCAGGCAUUGCAGCCAAAUACGUAGGAAAACCAAUGGGAUCUUACCCCCUCCUCUCCCCGUCCAUCACCUCUCGCUCUCCUCUAGACCUCGGCAUCGGCGGCUUUGGCCCUGGACUUGCCGGAAGUGAUCUUUUUCGAGCUGGGGAGCUGAUAAGGUCCGUGUCCGGCCAGCCAGAAAUCGACAAACCAAUGGUGAUCGAGCUCGCCGUUGCUGCCAUGGAAGAACUUAUUAGAAUGGCUCAGCUUGGAGAGCCACUAUGGACUCCUGGGCUUGAUGGAGCUACGGAGACUCUCAAUGAGGAAGAGUACAUGCAUAAUUUUCCAAGAGGGAUUGGACCAAAUCCAUUUGGAUUGAAGUCGGAAGCUUCAAGGGAGACUGCUGUGGUUAUAAUGAAUCAUGUUAAUCUCGUUGAGAUUCUCAUGGAUGCGAAUCAAUGGUCGACAAUGUUCUCUGGCAUUGUGUCAAGGGCAAUGACUCUUGAUGUGCUGUCUACUGGUGUUGCAGGAAACUACAAUGGUGCUUUGCAAGUGAUGACAAGUGAAUUCCAAGUUCCAUCUCCACUUGUUCCAACCCGAGAGAGCUACUUCGUUCGAUACUGCAAACAACAUCCCGAUGGAACUUGGGCGAUCGUCGAUGUUUCCUUAGAUAGUCUUCGUCCGAGCCAAGUAAUGAGAUGCCGCCGAAGGCCAUCAGGAUGUUUGAUUCAAGAAAUGCCUAAUGGCUACUCUAAGGUGAUUUGGGUAGAACAUGUUGAAGUUGAUGAUAGAUCAGUUCAUAACAUAUACAAGCCAUUAGUAAAUUCAGGCCUUGCAUUUGGUGCAAAAAGAUGGGUCUCUGCCUUGGAUCGACAAUGUGAACGCCUUGCAAGUGUCAUGGCUAGCAAUAUUCCUUCAGGAGAUAUUGGAGUGAUAACAACAUCAGAGGGGAGAAAGAGCAUGUUAAAGCUGGCUGAGAGAAUGGUCAUUAGCUUUUGUGGAGGAGUAAGUGCCUCUACAACUCAUCAAUGGACUACAUUAUCUGGAAGUGGAGCUGAAGAUGUGAGGGUGAUGACUCGAAAAAGUGUCGAUGAUCCUGGUCGACCUCCUGGUAUUGUUUUGAAUGCUGCAACUUCCUUCUGGCUACCUGUUGCACCGAAGAGGGUGUUUGAUUUUCUUCGAGAUGAGAGUUCUCGAAGCGAGUGGGAUAUCCUCUCAAAUGGUGGUGUAGUCCAAGAAAUGGCUCACAUAGCCAACGGUCGGGAUCAUGGCAACUCUGUCUCCCUCCUCAGAGUUAAUAGCACAAAUUCAAACCAAAGUAAUAUGCUGAUACUUCAAGAGAGCUGCACUGACAUGACUGGUUCCUAUGUGAUUUACGCUCCGGUCGACGUCGUCGCCAUGAACGUCGUCCUCAAUGGCGGCGACCCCGACUAUGUAGCUCUCUUGCCUUCGGGUUUUGCCAUUCUUCCUGAUGGGUAUGGAGGAGUUAAUGGAGCUGGAAGUGGAAUUGGGGAAGUGGGUUCAGGUGGUUCUUUACUUACAGUGGCAUUUCAGAUAUUAGUUGAUUCGGUGCCAACAGCAAAGCUAUCUCUCGGUUCAGUGGCCACUGUUAACAACCUCAUUGCUUGUACUGUGGAAAGGAUUAAGGCUGCAGUGUCUGGAGAGAGUGCUCAGUGAACUAAAUUGGCUUCCUUCUCUAUAUAUUAAUGGGAUUAAAGGGGAUUAAAUCUUAAUUAAUGAGGGAAAUAAUGGGAGAAAUUUUUGAAACAUGAGAAGUAGUCAAGAACGCACCUCAGACUCUCCUUGCAAUAUGAUGUAUUUGUGCUAUUUGUAAUCAAAGUCUUAAGUAGAGAGAGAUUCACAAAACUACAUAUGUGAGGGUGUUGGUUCGGGUAUUGACUCUCCUUCUUUCUCUCUCUCUCUCUCCCUUCCCUCUCUUUGUACUUUUGCAAAAAACUACUUCUAUUUCCCUUUAUUUACUACUACUAGUUGCUUUCUUAGUUUCUCUCUUAAUUCCUGUAAGACAGGCUUUGUUAAUUAUAAGUGCAUCAAAUUCAAGCAUUGUUAUUUCAUGAA
This is a messenger RNA of Dendrobium catenatum, 3142 nucleotides long. Its product is annotated as homeobox-leucine zipper protein ROC2. The transcript is spliced from 12 exons. The record is from RefSeq and is a predicted model, not a curated record. Gene Ontology annotation, molecular function: DNA-binding transcription factor activity, RNA polymerase II-specific; lipid binding; DNA binding. Gene Ontology annotation, biological process: regulation of DNA-templated transcription. The coding region runs from base 428 to 2743 and encodes 771 amino acids. NCBI's taxonomy places the organism in Eukaryota, Viridiplantae, Streptophyta, Magnoliopsida, Asparagales, Orchidaceae.